Molecule: messenger RNA, 2159 nt
Organism: Acanthaster planci (crown-of-thorns starfish)
Lineage: Eukaryota; Metazoa; Echinodermata; Asteroidea; Valvatida; Acanthasteridae
Product: putative NADH dehydrogenase
Cellular component (GO): mitochondrion
Molecular function (GO): NADH dehydrogenase activity
Source: RefSeq, a predicted model, not a curated record
CAACAGGGUCAAAGGUCACGAAUUGCUAAAGACAUGCAUGCCGGAAGAGCAACAUGCACACGUGGGCCUACGGGAGAGAAAAGAAAGCCAACUGGAUGUAUCAGUGUCAUGCAGUUGGAAAUUGGGAAGUGGAUGCAUUUAAGCCAACGUUUUGAAAAUGCUGAUUUGUGGAUGUUGACAGUUUAAUAUCCAAUAAAUCAAAAUGAGAGGACAGCGGUUGAAAGUGAGACUCUUCUCAUCAGUGGCACUUCCUUCCUCAUCUCAUCGUCUUCAGCAUCCCGUCAAAAUCAUCGCAAGGCAUGUCAUUUACAGAUACGCAAGUCAGUCAGCGUCAUCUGUAAGUGGGGUUUCGGAAAGACAGAAGCUAGUGAUUUUAGGGACCGGUUGGAGCAGCUACAGUGUCCUGAAGAACAUCAACAAGACGCUGUACGAUGUCAUCGUGGUCAGUCCGCGCAACCAUUUCUUGUUCACCCCUCUGCUGGCGAGCACAACUGUCGGAACUCUUGAAUUCAGGAGUAUCAUUGAGCCAGUAAGGAACACAGGCUUCAGGAAAACUGAUCAUUUUCAUUUGAGUGAAGCUGUUGGUCUUGAUGUGGACAAAAAGGAGCUUUAUUGUCAGAGUGUUAUCAAACCAGACAUGACCUAUCCCCUCAGCUAUGACAAGCUAGUUAUCGGGGUGGGUGCUGUCAGUAACACUUUUGGUAUCCCUGGGGUGAUGGAACAUGCAUUCUUCCUCAAGGAAGUGAGCGAUGCCCGAGCCAUCAGAAAUCGCAUCCUGAACAACUUUGAAUGUGCUCUACAUCCCAGCAUCUCACAAGCAGAGAGGGAAAAACUACUCCAUAUUGUCAUCGUAGGUGGGGGACCGACAGGGGUGGAGUUUGGGGCAGAGCUGUAUGACUUUGUUAGGGAGGAUGUGUCUCGUCUUUACAAGGAGGAGCAAGGCCUCAUCUGUGUCUCCCUCAUUGAGGGGCGCCAGAUUCUGUCUUCCUUCACCCCCAAGCAGCAAGAGUAUGCCGAGAUCAAGAUUCGCAACCGCCAGCAGAUGGAGCUGAUCACGGCCAACGUGACAGAGGUCAGGGCAGAUGGAGUGACCCUUAGUAAUGGCCGCAACCUGUCCAGCGAGUUGGUGGUGUGGUCAACUGGACUUUCACCAAGACCGUUUGUAAAGGAGCUUCCAUUUGCAAAGAAUAAUCAUGGUCAGAUACUCACCAAUGAGUACCUGAGAAUCUUGGAUGAUGACAGCGGCAGCGUCUAUGCCAUCGGUGAUUGCGCCGAAAUACAGGACUUCAACCUGCCCUGCACAGCACAGGUUGCAGAAAGGCAAGGAAGGUACUUGGCCCAAACCCUGAACAAGAACUCAGGGAAGGACGGCCCAUCCUUCCAGUACCAGAGUAUGGGCAUGUUGGCCUAUGUGGGGGACUACAGGGGUUUGGCCAACACACCAGUCAUCAAAGGUCAAGGAUUCUACUCCUGGUUGCUAUGGCGGUCUGCCUACCUCACACGGUUGGGCAGCUGGAGGUUAAGGAUGCAGGUGCCCAUUGACUGGACCAAGACACUGCUCUUUGGUAGAGACACAUCCAGAUUCUAAGAUUAUAAGGGUCAUAAAAGAUAGGAUUUAAUUACAUAACCUUGCGGUGUCCAAAUUCAAGAGGCAUUUAGGCAUAAAUUGCAACCUUAACAUAAAGUCUUUGUGUUGUUUGGCCUGUUAUACCUCAAAACAUUUUUAUCAGAACUCUAUGACUUGUAUUUAUAUUAUAGUGAUUAAAUUGUUAAAAAUUAUGACUACUUUAGUUUACUUUCAUAUAAAUGGAUUGAAAUACUGAGAUUAUUUCAGGUCAAAUGAUUGUAUAUUAUAUGUAGUGUUUAUGAGUCUGGUGCUAGACUAAGUGUAGUCUAUCAGUGCUGUAACUUUCUCUUGAGUAUUGGGUCAAAAUAGUUACUUCAUGGACUAUGAUUCAGGUUGGAUGUCCCAAGGCAACUAAUGCCAAAAUUGACCGGUUCAACAUGUGAUAAUGUUCAGGGUGAAAAUGUGCAUUAAUAAUUUGCCAAAUUUGUGAAAGUGGUGUGUGCACGAAUUGGCCCUCACUUGUGUGUGACUCAAUGUCUAGACAUAUGUGUAAAAUGUCUAAAAUGUGUAGAAAUAUAUUCUGAAUGAGAAA